UAACAUUGAUACAGCCCCUUUAAUAGGAAAGGUUCCGUUGCUCUGCCUAUAUGCUGUGAUAUAUGCUACUGUAGUUUAUCAGGUAAAAUUGAUUUCUAAAUGUGGAUAGUUUAAUCUUGUGAAUGGACCUCAUGCUCUUGGAUGAUAUUGAGCCGUCCUAUCCCUACUAGCUGACAGUAUGGCGAACUUGCUGCUAGCACUGGCAGUUUGCUUUCUUGUAAACACAAAUGAGGCUGCAGACUGGAGCUAUUCAGGAGAAAAUGGGCCGGAAUUCUGGCAAGUUAACUACAAGACGUGCGGCCAACAGAGUCAGUCACCAAUCAAUAUUUACGAAGGUGAUGUCACGGUCAACACAAAACUUCCCCCCUUCGUGUACAGAAAUUAUGACGUGGAUACAGACAUGACUCUGACCAACAACGGUCACUCAGCGAUGGUUGUUCUGGGAGAAAGUUCUCAACUUUUGAUUUCUGGUGGCGGUCUAGUUGGUCAAUACAAAGCAAUUCAGUUUCAUUUCCACUGGGGCGAAAUGUCCAACACUGGCUCGGAACAUCUUCUUAGUGGUCACGCCUUUCCUAUGGAGCUCCAUAUAGUGCACUACAACACCAAGUACAUGAAUGUAAGUGAAGCCUUGAAAUAUCAUGAUGGGCUGGCUGUAUUAGGAUUCAUGUAUCUAACAACUGACACAAACAAUUCCAACAACAACUAUGCCGAUAUUGUUGGAAACUUACAAAACAUUCAAGUCAAAGGUGCUACAGUGCAGUUAAAUAGAAGUAAAGUAGCAUCAUUACUGCCUGCAAGUUAUCUAGACUUCUAUCGCUAUGCUGGUAGUUUGACCACACCUACAUGUGACCAGUCUGUGAUAUGGACAGUUUUUGUAGAUCCAAUAUACAUUUCUGAGAAUCAGCUCAACGAGUUCAGGAAAUUGUUGGAUGCUCACAAUCAUACAAUGUCCAAGAACUUUAGACCCGUCCAACCCCUGAACAGAAGAACUGUUGUCUCCAAUUAUAAGCCUCAUAUUCAUUGGCAGUACGGUCAUGAUGAACCUAACCACUGGAAAGAUAUUUUCGAAAGUUGCGGUGGACAGAAUCAAUCUCCUAUAAAUAUUGAUUACAACAUCACGAUAGGGCAAAGUACUCUCCCUUUGUUGGCCUAUCAAAACUAUGAGAAACCACCUUUGUCUGGAAUGAUACUCAAAAACAAUGGACACACAGUGGAGCUUGAGCUACUGGGCGACGAGAUCGCUAUUUUCGCUGGAGGACUGGCCGAGCCUUAUAUCGCCAAACAGUUCCACUUUCACUGGGGAUCCAACUCGUCCAGAGGAUCUGAGCAUCAACUGGACAGCAAAAGUUAUCCCAUGGAGCUGCACAUAGUGCAUUACAGAAAGUCUUUAAAAAAUCUGACCACAGCUGCUACACAGUAUCGAGGAGUUGCUGUUCUUGGCUUUUUCUGUGAGUUAUCUCCCUUGGACAAUCUAGGCUUGAAAAGCCUAACAGAUCAUCUAAGAAAUGUCGCCAAACCAGACACCAAUGUCAGCAUCCCAACCUUUAGCAUUAACUCUUUCCUGCCUGCAUUUAGAAGUGACUUUUACCGAUACGAUGGGAGCCUGACCACUCCUAGCUGUGCUGAAUCUGUCAUCUGGACUGUCUUCAAAGACACUGUCAAAAUCUCAGCCAAACAGCUUGAAGCAUUUAGGCAAGUUCAGAGUUAUGAAAAUGGCGAGCAGGUGCCAAUGGUUGAUAAUUAUCGACCAGUUCAGCUUCUGUACACUCGUGCAGUGCACAGGAACUUUAAAAUACCUCCUCCCAAGACACAUUGGUCAUACGAAGGCAGCCACGGUGCCAGCCAUUGGAGUUCUACAUAUCAGUUCUGCGCCAGCUCAGCCACAAGUCGUCAGUCGCCGAUUGACAUUGUCUCCUCACACAUGCAGAACAUAAGGUUGCCGCCAUUUAUUUUGGAAGGCUAUGACUCGAGCAGCAGCAUUACCUUAGAUCUCAAGAACAACGGACAUACAGUUCAGGCAGACAUCAGUGGUGGCAAUCUGUUCAUUUCCGGUGCCGGUUUGCCAGGGACGUACAGGGCUGCACAGUUCCACUUUCACUGGGGCUCAGACAACAAACGAGGUUCGGAACAUUUGAUUGAAGGCAGGCCUUAUCCACUGGAGAUUCACAUUGUUCACUACAACAUUGACCAACCAGAUAUAAUCAAAGCUGUCACUGAGAAAAACGGUUUAGCAGUUUUAGGAAUUUUAUUUGAGAUUUCUGAAGCUGAUAAUAAAGGUUAUGAGAAAAUCAUUGACGAGUUGAACAACGUGUUCGCCCCCUAUUCAAGGUAUCAAAUGAAUUAUCAGGAGCUUCGGCAGCUGUUACCAAAGAAUGUCAAUGAAUUUUAUAGGUAUGAAGGCAGUUUAACUACACCAGAGUGCCACGAGACGGUCACGUGGACAAUUUUUAAAGAAACGAUGAAAAUAUCAACAAGACAGUUGAUGAAGUUUCGCCGUGUCUACACCGAAAGAGAAGACCUCUUACAAGUUCCUUUAGUUGACAACUUUAGACCCGUGCAGCCACUCAACAAGCGUACUAUCAUAAGCAAUUUCCCUUAUUCUUCAAUCAGUUCCGGCUCUCGGCUUACACUGACUGUAUCAAUGUUUGUGAUAGCUUCUGUGUGUGUCAUCCUUCAUUAACCAGCUCAUUACACCAUCAGUUCAUUUAAUUUGUUGUCAUUCCUUGAGUUCAUUUUGGUUUCAGUUCAUCGUCUUUCUAUAUUAAUCUUUUUUUAAUUUACGAGGUGAAGUAAGGCAGAAGACCUCUUUUAGGAUACCAUCAGUUUUGGGCCUACUGAUUUGAACACAGAUCAGUCCCCUGCUCGUCUCAAAGACCGCGACAGAUCAGUCUCGUUGUUCUAAACGCUGGACGAAUAAGUCCAUACACUAAGAUGAGUGUAUGAAGCCUCAUAACAGCCAUAGCUCAGCGCCUCUUCCAAAUACCUACCUGCAAAUCUCUGCGCCAGUUGAGCAGGUAGAGGCAGGCUAGGAGAAGUUGAAGCUCUCACAUUAGCUCUUCUCUAAGCAACUCCAAGGGGGAGGAUUUACCAGGGAUACCAGGUGGACGCCGGCAAGCACUGUCCCCGUAUAAAACGUUAAAAAUUUUAGAUCUUUAUUUAAUUUUUUUGUUUAUUUCAUUCAAUAUUUUGUUAUUAUUUCUUACAACCAAGAAGAUGAUCGUAAGAUAUCCAUGUUCUAUAAUGGUUCGUGUAUGUAUUGUUCCAUUAUAGACUAAAAGUGUGUUAUUUAUUUAUUUGUACGCAUUUUAAUUAAGAUUGAAUAUGAUUUGUGAUAGCAAUACAUGUUUUGUAUUUAAACUCUUUGUGCGCAAGAUUGUGUCUACUUAUAAUUUAUGUCAAUAAAAUGCAAACUGUUGUUUUGGUUAUAACACAUUAAAGACGUCUAACUAAGUGUCAUUGC
Messenger RNA from Biomphalaria glabrata, 3460 nucleotides. RefSeq lists its product as uncharacterized. The transcript is spliced from 22 exons. Bases 179 to 2680 code for a protein of 833 amino acids. Gene Ontology annotation, cellular component: plasma membrane. Gene Ontology annotation, biological process: intracellular signal transduction; lipid metabolic process. NCBI's taxonomy places the organism in Eukaryota, Metazoa, Mollusca, Gastropoda, Planorbidae. The record is from RefSeq and is a predicted model, not a curated record. Gene Ontology annotation, molecular function: zinc ion binding; phosphatidylinositol-4,5-bisphosphate phospholipase C activity; carbonate dehydratase activity.